This is a messenger RNA of Lolium perenne, 6614 nucleotides long. RefSeq lists its product as uncharacterized. NCBI's taxonomy places the organism in Eukaryota, Viridiplantae, Streptophyta, Magnoliopsida, Poales, Poaceae. The record is from RefSeq and is a predicted model, not a curated record.
UGAAGCGUCUCCCGUUCCUGACACGAGCUCAGUAGAAUCGCCGCCACGCCACCGCCGCCUCUCCCGGCGAAAAUCCCCACCGCCGCUCUUCCUCCACCCUUGGCGCUCCCUACUCCGUUCGCCACGUCCCCGUUUCCCGCUAAGGCCCCAACCCUAGCGGCAGAGCAGGUAGGCCGGCGGCGCCCCACGGCGCAGUCCCGGGAAGCCGGCGACCGGCGUCCGAUACUACCCGUCGCCGACGGCGGGGAGUACAGCACGAUCGAAUUUGUUCUCCAACCGACGAGGCUGAAGCGUCUCCCGUUCCUGACUACAGUACUCCUGUUGCUGCCUCCCAUCGCCAUCGAGUCGCCGCCACGCCACGUGGGCUCUCCGGGCUCCAAUCCUCCACCACCGCUCUUCCUCCUUGCGCGUGUGCUCUUAUGCCUAAUUUUGGAGGCAGUGGAGGCGACCAGGAACGAAUCAUCCAUGGUCGUCAGACUGUCUUCGUGGCAAGAAGCAAAUAUGAUGCAAAAACGUGGACCUGUGGCUGUGGGUGGGAGAAUAUUCCUAUAAGAUAUCUUUUGUUCGAUCUUCCUGCUUGGAGAUGCCGCAUUUGUUUAGCACCUUUCACAGGAAAUGUUGAUUUUUCUAUGGCUGACAUUAAGGUGAAUGAAAUUCCAUUGAUUCAGAAGAUUCAGGAUCAAGGAACUGAGCCUGAAUGCAUUGCUUAUGCAAUUGCUCACUUAAUUGAGAUAAUUCAUCGCCUUGAGUGCAUUCUCAAGAAAGAGUACCUAAGCAUUUCGGAUUCUACUGUAGAUGCUAUGGAUCUUGCUCAGAUAUACAAAGAUGAGUGUCCCAAGAUGUGUCGAAAGGUUCCGCUUUACUAUAAUGUUGGCUUGCAUAAGUUAUUGUAUCUGGCUCAACAUAUUAGGAAUCAAGGCAUCUCAUUAAUGACUGGCAAGCAGUAUAGGAUUGAGAAAAUGUCCACUAUAGAUACUGAAGACUAUGAGUGGAUGUGUGAGGAGAUUGCAGAUGGAAAUCCACUUCUCGUCAACUUCAUUCCUGGGCAGCAAUUUGGAGGUUUAGAGUACUGCAGAAUGUACAAGUCUAUUGGUCCUGCCACGUUAGCUGUAGAUACUACAAACAGGGUCUCUGGUCAUAUGGCUGUUUUGGUGGGAGGCAUAUCCAUUGGUAAUGAAAAAGGUUUCUGGGUUCUCAAUUCACACUCGGAGUUGUGGUGCCCUAGAUUCACUUCGCCAAGUAUUCCAAAAAGUCGAUGGAAUGUUUUCCCAGAUCUCACUCGGUUUUUCAGACAAAAGUCAGAGGCAAACAGAGGUGGCAUUUUCAAACUAAACAGUGAUAACAUAGUAUGGAAUGCCAUAAAAUUCUCUAGAAGUGAUGAUGCAGAACCUGUGGGUAGUAUGAUCAGAAAUGAGAAUCUGUAUACCAAGGCAAGGUACAGUGGUGAAUCUGAUGCAGCUUCAGUCUCGCCUUUUCUUUACGAUGUCAUUGUUGGCUCACACUUUGAUAGAAGAUUAAGGGCUGAUCAAAAGGAAGAAGAAACAUUGAGUCUAUUCGAUCAUCUUCCGUUUACCGACUUCCCUGCAAUGCCUUCACCACCCUGUUUUUCUCAUCGUAUCCAGGCCAAAAAGAUACUUGAGACUUUUCAGUCUCUGCCCUUCUCUUUGUACACUACAUCACCUUCCGAGGAAGAAACAUUGAGUCUGUUCAAUAAUCUUCCAUUUAGCAACUUCCCUGCAUUGCCUUCUCCACCCUGUUCUUCUCGUCGUAUCGAGGCUAAAAAGAUACUUGAGACAUUUCAGUCUCUCCCCUUCUCUUUCCACACUACAUCACCUUCCGUAAUGGCUUCUCUGCAAUGACUACAUCCUAUUUUUCCUGCUGUACCAAGCUUCCAUGUGCUACGGAUAGCUUCCAUGUGCUGACCAUAAUAUAAUCAUGACACCAGCUCCAGCAAGACGAGUCCGGGUAGCGGGUGGAGGAGAAUUGGUUUCUGAAGCCAUUGCUUACAACCACAAAUUCAUCGUUCGGGGACAUGUGCUAUCUGCUGAUUUCCGCAUCCUAGAACUUCGAGGUUCAGAUGCUAUUCUGGGAGUCAACUGGUUCAAGCUUCAUAAUCCAGUGACGUUCGACUUCAUUGAACGAACCUUAACAAUUGGGCAUGAAGGUCAAACAUAUACCUUCAAAUCAUUUGGUACCAAGAAACAAUCUGGUGAUCUCAGCAAUGGAAUGUUCCAAGUUAAUAGAGGAACAAGCCACUGGAUACAUCCUAUAUAGCAUUGAUGAUGUCAGAACAACACUCUCUGACUUGGAAACUUCAAUACCUCCAGAAGAAUUUCAGGAAAUUUUGCAGGUUUUUGCUGACGUCUUUGCUGAACCUGAAGGAUUGCCACCUCAUAGGGCCACAGAUCACUCAAUUCCUCUAUUGCCUGGAUCCAAGCCUCCUAACAUACGUCCCUACCGUAUGUCACACAACCAGAAGAAUACUAUUGAAACUAUCAUCAAGCAAAUGCUCUUGAACAGGGAAAUUCAGCCUAACAGUAGUCCUUUCUCUUCUCCAGUUAUUCUAGUCAAGAAAAAAAGACAGAAGCUGGAGACUGUGUGUGGACUUUAGAGGCCUAAAUGAUCUGACUAUCAAAAGUAAGUUUCCAAUACCUGUGAUAGAUAUCUACUUGACGAGUUGCAUGGUGCCACAGUCUUCUCCAAAUUAGAUCUUCAAUCCGGCUAUCACCAGAUCAGAAUGAAAGAAGAUAUCCCCAAAACUGCUUUCUCAACCCAUUCAGGGCACUAUGAGUACAGAGUGAUGCCGUUUGGUCUUAGCAAUGCUCCUGCAACAUUCCAAGAACUGAUGAAGUUUGUUUUGGUUUCUUCGAUGACAUUCUCGUCUACAGCAGUGACACAAUCCAACACCAGGAAGAUCUCCGAGUGAUACUGCAAAUACUUCAUGACCAUCAACUCAAAGCUAAGUUACAAAAAUGCACAUUUGGACAAGAGUCCGUUGAAUACUUGGGUCACAUCAUAUCCGGCCAACGAGUGUCAACCGAUCCAUCAAAGAUCAAAGAUAUAGUUGAAUGGAAGACACCCAAAACACUUAAAAAGCUACGUGAUUUCCUUGGUUUAACAGGAUAUUACAGGAGAUUUAUCAAAGGUUAUGCCACAGUUUGCCAACCUUUGUAUCUUGCCCUCAAGAAAGAUAAUUUUCAGCGGGGGCCUGACCAAGAAGCAGCUUUUGCAACCUUGAAACAAGUCAUGUCCAACCCUCCAUUACUGCGCCUUCCCAACUUUGCAAUACCAUUUACACUUGAAACAGAUGCUUGUAGCUCUGGUAUCGGUGCAGUCUUAAUGCAAGAAGGACGACCUAUUGCUUUCUACAGUCAGUGCCUUGGUCCAAAAACUAAUGCUCAAUCUAUAUACGAGAAGGAAGCACUUGCUAUCCUACAUGCCUUAAAGAAAUGGCGGCAUUACUUCUUAGGGAACAAGGUCGUCAUCAAAACUGAUCAGCAAGCACUCAAAUACCUGGGCAGUCAGAGAUUAUUGGAGGGAAUACAACAUAAAUUGAUGCUGAAAUUAUUGGAGUUCGAUUACAAAAUAGAGUACAAGAAAGGCAAAGAAAAUGCAGUUGCAGAUGCCCUCUCUCGACAAUUCCAAGUAGAUGAAAAUGAAGCCAAGUAUGUGAGGAAUACAACUGCUAGGGCAUUCAGUGUGGUGGCUUCUGGUUUGGGCAUCCCUGCCCUCCUCCCAUUUUUGAUGGCUGUCUGUCAGAGUAAGAAGUCCUGGUAAGCUCGGCACAAUGUUAUCAAGAUUGUUCAACAGAUUGCUAUUCUCAUGGUCUGUGUUGUUAUGCCUCGCCAUAAGAACCUAAUUGGGAUAAUUGAGCAUGGUAUAAGUGAUGAGAACCAGAAAGUAUGGAUAAUCACUGCCCUCUCUUUCUACACUUGCUGAAGCUGCUGCACUCUAUGGUAUAGGAAGUUUUGAUAGCGUGUUGAAGCCUCUCUGGAAGGUUAUCAGAUCUCACUGCGGAAAGGUCCUUGCUGCCUUCUUUAAGGCUAUUGGCUUCAUCAUCCCUCCUAUGGAUGCUCUGUAUUCCAGUUACGAUACGAAGAAGGUGAUGCAAGUUCUGAUUCAGGAAUUCCAGCCACCAGAUGAAGAGACAAAGAAUAUCGUCCUAAAUGUUGUCAAACAGUGUCAGUACAGAGGGUGUAGAGGCUUAUUUUAUCCGUAAUGACAUCCUUCCAGAACUAUUCAAACACUUCUGGUUUAGGAGAAUGGCUCUAGAUCGUAGGAACUAUAAGCAACUUGUGCAAACAACUGUAGAGAUGGCAAAUAAGGUGGCAGUUACUGGUAUGGUUGAUGAGAUUGUCCAGGAUCUGAAAGAUGAAAGUGAGCCUUACAGUAGAAUGGUGAUGGAAUUAAUUUAGAAGGUGGUAGCUAAUUUGGGUGCCUAAGAUAUUGAUCCUCGUCUAGAGGAGCUGCUUGUUGAUGACAUCCUUUAUGCUUUCCAAAAGCAGACUACUGAUUAUGCAAAUGUCAUGCCUAAUGGUUUUGGAGAUUUUGCAAAUGCACUUGGCCAGAGGGUCAAGCCUUACCUUCCUCAUAUAUGUGGUAUCAUCAAGUGGCGGUUGAACGACAAGAGUGCAAAAGUUAGGCAGCAGGCUGCCGAUUUGAUCUCAAGGAUAUCCAUUGUGAUGAAGCAGGUCAGGAGGAGCAGCUUAUUGGUCACCUUGGUGUUGUGCUGUAUGAGUGCUUGGGAGAGGAGUAUCCUGAGGUGCUGAGUUCAAUUCUCGGAGCUUUGAAAGCUAUUGUGAAUGUUAUUGCCAUGGGCAAGAUAAGAGAACUGCAUUGAUCUAGUUGGUAGGAUUGCUGAUCGUAGAGCAGAGCUAGCAGCUAGGGAGUGGAUGAGAUUUGUUUUGAGCUGCUGGAAAUGUUGAAGGCACACAAGGAGGGUAUCAGAAGAGUCACUGAACACAUUUGGUUAUGUUGCGAAGGCAAUUGGGCUGCAGGACGUGUUGACCACUCUGUUGAAUAACUUGGAGGUGCAGGAGCGACAGAACCGUGUCCGCACCACUGUAGCAUCUGCUAUUGUUGCCGAAACUUGCUUUCCUUUUACAGUUUUGCCUGCCCUCAUGAAUGAGUACCGGGUUCUAGAGCUCAAUGUCCAGAAUGGUGUUUUGAAAUCUCUCUCAUUCCUCUUUGAGUAUAUUGGUGAGAUGCGCGAAGAUUACGUAGAUGUUGUCACUCCCUUGAAGAUGCUUUAAUGGACAGGGAUCUAGUUCACAGGGAGACUGCUGCAUCUACUGUUAAACAUAUGGCUCUAGGAGUUGCUCACUUGGGCUGUGAGGAUGUUCUUGUCCAUUUGCUUAACUAUGUCUGGCGCAAUAUAUUUGAGACCUCCCGCCAUGUCAUAAAUUCUGUCAUGGAGGCCAUUGAGGGGAUGAGUAAAGAGUUGCUCUAGGUGCUGCUGUGGUUCUAAAUUAUUGUCUCGAGGGCCUUUCCCAUCCAGCAAGGAAAACGUGAAGUAUAUUGGAAGAUCUACAACUCGCUAUAUAUUGGUGCACAAGAUGCACUUGUUGCUUCUUAUUCUGCGCUAGGUGAUGAUGGGGACAAUAUCUUCAGCCGUCUAGAGCUAACCGUGUGAUCAACAUGUUGUUGGUGAGGUACGUUUAAUGGGAGUUCUGUUGGCAAGAAGAAUAUACUCCCUUCAUCUUACUGGUGGUCGAUGGUACAUGCUUGAGAAUUUCAGAUGCGGUUGCUGUGUGUCACGAGUACAUGGGUCUCCUGAAGGAGUGGUGAGGCUCUUUUGUCGAAGCCAGAUGCCGGUUACAGCGCCUUCAGACCUUGAUACCCCACAAUAGACGCUCUGAGGUUGGAGCCCUUGUCUCUUGUCUUCGGCGCACUAGUGUGACAGGACUGAUGAAGGACAUAUUAAACAUACUGAUCUUGACCUCCUGAAGGAUCUCCUGCAGGGCUGCUGUUGGGAGGCCAUUGAUGAACCUGCUGCAAUACCACCGUCCAGGACACGAUUGACUAUGUGAAGGCAGCAUGGAACAAUGUCUCUUUUGCCUACAGAGAUUGCUCGUUUUGCCAGUUAGAAAUAUUGCCUUAUUGUUUCUAUAUCAUCAAAUGAGCGCAGCUAAGGCUUGUAAGUGUGUUCAAUCCUGUCAGCUUGGAAGGAAAGAAGUGACCUCUUCUCUUAUCUGGUGACGAGAGACUGAGGGGUUCGUGUCAAAGCCCUGAACCUGCACUGUCGUUAACUGAAGACAUUCAGCUGCUGUCAACAACGCUAUUCAUCUUCAGAGGAUGGACAGUCAGGAUCAGCGGAUACCCCUUUGCUAGCAUCGGGCAGCUACGCUCCAGUUUAGGUUUCAAACUGUUGCAGACUUGGAUUCUGCCCGAAUAAUUUGUAAUUUGAACCUAUGAAAUUGCAGCUCUUCUGUUUAUUUAUUAAACCAGGGAGAGAGGGUGGUUGGGCGGUGCCAUAUGUGAAAACUCUGAUUUCCUUAUCAUGCUUUUACUUGUUCUUCCUUUAUCUAACUUUCUUUUUGUAUGGUUUUCCUUAUCAGAUUAUGAAGAGCUGCCUCUGGGACGACUUUCUUCCCUUUGCGGUUUUUCUCCACAAA